This is a messenger RNA of Diaporthe amygdali, 294 nucleotides long. RefSeq names its product GroES-like protein. The record is from RefSeq and is a predicted model, not a curated record. The transcript is spliced from 2 exons. NCBI's taxonomy places the organism in Eukaryota, Fungi, Ascomycota, Sordariomycetes, Diaporthales, Diaporthaceae. The coding region runs from base 1 to 294 and encodes 97 amino acids.
AUGCUCGACCGCUGUUUUAAGACCGUUCUUCCAGUCUUCCAGAAGCUUCUGGAAUGCGUCGACAUGGACGCAGCCGAGGGCGCAAAAUCCAACACAGCAUUAACCGCACCGAACUCUUGGGGCGCCAUGGCAUCCUUAUCCUCAUCACCAGUGAUCUUUACCUUCUCAAUACAUCCCAUUGGUGACCGUUACCCGACAAGCUUUUACAAUGCUGCCCGUUUCUGCUCAUCCCGGCCCAUGACGAUCACCAUCGCGCCUAUCGCGAUGGCAAACUCCACACCUGCGCUGCGGUAG